UCAUGGUUUGCUACGAAAAAAGAAGCCUUCGGCUUGUCGGAGUAUUAUUUCCUAAAUAACUAAAUUAUUUAGAUUCGAAACGUCGGUUUUAUGUGUAAAAAUUAAGUUUAACAUAGUGUGGAGUGGUUUAAAAAUAAGAAUUGCGAUACUAAGGCCUUGAAAACGUGUUGAAGACUGUCCCAGAAUAAGUGAAAUGGAUUUGAAGGUCUCGUAAAAUUUUUGACUAGCCACACAUACAUGGGACAAAGUGGUUUGUGCAGUUGUUGUGUACAGGCGUACAAAGAUAUCGGACUUGAAUCGAAGUGUUCUCAGGAGACGACCAAGCGUAGGGAACAUUUUUCGGUGAAAAUGUAACUCCGGCAGACGCAAAUCAUAUCUCCGGGCAUCCUUGAAUGGAAGCGACUAUAAAAAAGGAACCGGCCGAUGAUCCGGUUCCAACGAUGUGAACACUUCGGUCACACGUUGUUGCGACCCGGCGUCGCAAAACCGAGACCCUAUUCAAAUAGAGAUAAAUCUAAAUCACAAGACUGUUGGAAGACAACGAAACCUCCCUUUCGCACUCCUAGUAUAGUAGAAGUUAACUUUAAAGUUAAAGUUUUCGGAAAAAACGAAAUAAAAAAACGCGCGUAAAUGAAACCCAGUGGAGUACCAUAACCGUACUUUAAGCUCCACCCACACAUAAAUGGACUCCUCGCAGGGCAAUUUAGCGCCCGGCCAAGAGAUUCGUGUCGUCAGUGCCUCGGUAGUGGCCCAACUCCAGGCUCAAGGAUUGCAGGGCAAUGAACUCAAUGCAGCUAUCAUGGCUGCAUCGCAGCCGCAAACCGCUGCACAGCAAGCUGUACAGCAGCAACAAAUACAGCAACAACAGCAGCUUCAACAGCAGCAACUUCAGCAGCAGCAACUGCAGCAACAGCAGCAGCAACAACAGCAGCAGCAACAGCAACAGCAGCAACAACAUCAACAACAGCAGCAAACACAGCAACAACAACAUCAGCAGCAGCUGCAGCAACAACACGCGCAGAACCAAUCUCAGCAAAACAUGGCACAAGCGGUGCAGCAACAGCAGCAGCAGCAGCAACAACAACAACAAGCAGCAACGCAACAAGCACAGCUGCAGCAACAGGUUCAACAGCUUGCUCAGCUGUCGCAAGCUCAGCAGCAAGCAAAUCACCAACCACAAGUCAUCACACUUCAGCAGCUACAGAAUUUCCUACCCCAGCAUCAGCUGAAUACCAUCACAACUGCCGAUGGAACGCCCGUUCAGGUCGCAGUAUCCUCGGCAACAACCACACCAGUUGGAACCCCAGUUAAAACAUUCGUUACAUCUCCUCAAGUGCAGCAGCCGCAGAUACUGAACCUCCAAGGGAUACCACAGCAGAUACUACCGGGAGGACAAAUCAUUCAGAAUCCCAACGGACUUUUUCAAAUGAUUCAACCAGUGCAGACGGUUAACGUAGAUGGGCAGGACACCCUGUUUGUACCGGGUGGAAUACAGGGUAAUCCACUGGCCGGUGCCCAGGCGGUGCAGAUCAAUGGUCAACAAGCUUUCCUAACACCUUCCGGCCAAUUGAUCCGAGCCCCGAAUGGUGUAGUUCCUAACUUUCUCCAGAAUAUGACUCAGGCUGUUCAGCUACCGAAUGCUGGUCAGGCUACGCUUACUAUCCCGGGAACUAAUAUAACAAUCCCCUUGGGUACGGCAAACACCGCAGCUAAUGUUCUAGCUCAACAGCAACAACAACAGCAGCAGCAACAGCAGCAACAAGCUGCAGUUGUGGCUGCUGCUACCGGUCAACAGCAAGCACAGGCCCAACAGCAAACGCAACAGCAACAGCAGCAGCAACAACAUCAAGCUCAACAGCAACACCAAGCUGUAGCCACGACUGCCCAGCAGAUUCAGCAAGUUCAACCACAGGCAACGAUAACCAUUCCUGGAACCAAUAUCCAGGUACCGGCCUCGGCAUUAACAACGCAAAACAUUUUGCCUAACAAUAUCACAACCAUUAAACUGGAAGGAGGUCAAAAUGUGCAAGUCCGACCGGCAGCUGCGAUACCUCAGGUUGUUCAAUUCCCGAUGCAACAGACCGUUCCGGUACAGGUUCCGAUAUCGACCGGCAACGGGCAAACAGUUUAUCAAACCGUCCACGUGCCAAUCCAAGCUAUCGGUUCUGCCUUCGUUCAACCGCAGAUGCAGGUGAUCCCGCAGAUUCCUCAGGUGGCAAACAUCAUCACUCCUUCGGGGCAGAUUCAGCAAGUUCAGCUCACGUCGAUUAACCCGCUAGCCGGACUGCAGGCAGCCGCGGCUCCUCAGAACAUCAUUCUCCAGCAGCAACCCAACCUGACCCAAACAGCCGCCUCGGCAGCUGUCAAUGCGUCCAAUCCGCUAGUGACAUCCUUGCACGGAGGAUCCGUACAACCGGGUGUUGCUACAACGCAAGAUAACGGUCAGCAAUCGCAGUCUCAAACACAGGCCCAGCCGCAACCCAUUACGAUAGCUGGACCGCAGGUGGGGCAGCAGAUCACGGUGAUACCUUCCAACACGCUGCCACAGCUUCGACAGAAUGCAACCAACAUCAUCCAGGUGCCGAACAUACCCGGCCUCCAGGCGAUCCCGGUACAGAACAUUCCGGGCAUCGGCAACGUUCAAGUGAUCCCUUCAAAUUUCAUGCAACCGGUUCAACCGCAAACAGCGGCGUCGCAGCCUCAGUUGAACCCGGUCAAUCAAACAGGGCAAACUAUGUCCCUUCAGCAGGCAGCGGCGCAUCAAUUAUCAAAUAUAAAGCCGGAUCCAAGCGACCCCGGUAAGGGUUGGUUCAUCAAGCAGGAAGUUAUGCCAAUUCAACCGGUAGUGUCGGUCGCAGGAACCGGCUCUGGUGCUGGUAACGGAGUCACAGGUGGCAGUGGCACCGGUACCAGCAUGCCCACGCACAUACAACCUUCCCCAGCCGGGAGUAGUUCCUUACCCAUCCAACCGAGUCCGGCGCUCGUAAAUGUGGGCCCAGCGAUCCAUCAGAUCAAAGGAGAAAUCCUUCAUUCGCCGACGACCACACAAACCUCGGUCAACGUAAACAUAAGCCUAUCGGGGGACGGAGGAGGAGGCGGGGGCGGUGGUCACGGAGCUCCCCGAUCGGCCGGUGGCGAUCGUAAUUCGGAGGUCGGUGCAGGUGAACCUCAGAAGCCUCGCGUUCGGCGGGUCGCCUGUACCUGUCCCAACUGUGAAACCAAGGGCGAGGGACCUCCGAACAGCAAGAAGCAACAUAUCUGUCACGUGAGCGGCUGCAACAAGGUCUACGGCAAGACGUCCCAUCUGAGGGCGCAUCUCCGGUGGCACACAGGUGGGUGAAUUUUUUUAAGGGUU
Molecule: messenger RNA, 3355 nt
Organism: Uranotaenia lowii
Lineage: Eukaryota; Metazoa; Arthropoda; Insecta; Diptera; Culicidae
Exons: 6
Coding region: 683-3340 (885 amino acids)
Biological process (GO): regulation of transcription by RNA polymerase II
Molecular function (GO): RNA polymerase II cis-regulatory region sequence-specific DNA binding; DNA-binding transcription factor activity, RNA polymerase II-specific
Source: RefSeq, a predicted model, not a curated record